Messenger RNA from Phyllopteryx taeniolatus (common seadragon), 6578 nucleotides. It is a transcript of the gene ap3d1, whose product is annotated as adaptor related protein complex 3 subunit delta 1. The coding region runs from base 325 to 4119 and encodes 1264 amino acids. Gene Ontology annotation, cellular component: presynaptic endosome; endosome membrane; membrane coat. Lineage: Eukaryota; Metazoa; Chordata; Actinopteri; Syngnathiformes; Syngnathidae. Gene Ontology annotation, biological process: protein targeting to vacuole; synaptic vesicle membrane organization; synaptic vesicle budding from endosome. The transcript has 35 exons. The record is from RefSeq and is a predicted model, not a curated record.
UUAAUUCCCACAUCUCGCAUAAUACUCCAGUCAGCUGACUUGAGGACGCCAUUUUGUCAGCCAUUUCCUCCAUUGAGCCCCUGCCAGCCAGGCGUUUGUGCGCACACAGUAGCCCAGGAGGCUCCGACUCUCUCCGGCCUUCAAGCAGCUUCAUCGGCCGGCCCCCCUCCCGCCCCGGUGCUCACGAACAACCCCGGCAGCAGCAGCAGCAACAGCAGCAACAGCAGCAGCAAGAAGCUCCGGCUGGAUGAGACACAGUCUCCGGGGUCGGUCGACACCCACCGGUACCAGUGACACUGUUACCGCCACCACAAAGCACCGAGCAUGGCUUUGAAGAUUGUCAAAGGGAGCAUCGAUCGGAUGUUCGAUAAAAACCUUCAGGAUUUAGUACGUGGCAUCAGGAACCACAAGGAAGAUGAGGCCAAGUACAUAUCCACUUGCAUCGACGAGAUCAAACAGGAGCUCAAACAGGACAACAUCGCCGUCAAAGCCAAUGCUGUAUGCAAGCUCACCUACCUCCAGAUGCUGGGCUAUGAUGUCAGCUGGGCCGCGUUCAACAUCGUUGAAGUCAUGAGCUCCUCCAAGUUCACUUACAAGAGGAUCGGCUACUUGGCAGCCUCACAGUGCUUUCAUGAGAGCACUGAUGUCAUCAUGCUGACGACUAAUCAGAUCCGAAAGGAUCUCAGCAGCCCCAACCAGUAUGACACAGGCGUUGCCCUCACGGGCCUCUCUUGCUUCGUCACCCCUGACCUGGCUCGGGACCUGGCCAAUGACAUCAUGACACUGAUGUCUCACACUAAACCCUACAUCAGGAAGAAAGCAGUGCUGAUCAUGUAUAAGGUGUUUCUCAAGUACCCAGAGUCCCUCCGCCCUGCUUUCCCCAGGCUCAAGGAGAAACUUGAAGACCCAGAUCCAGGCGUUCAGUCGGCCGCGGUCAAUGUGAUCUGCGAGCUGGCCCGGAGGAAUCCCAAAAACUACCUGUCGCUGGCACCACUUUUCUUCAAGCUCAUGACCUCCUCCACUAACAAUUGGGUUCUUAUUAAGAUCAUUAAGUUGUUCGGUGCGCUCACUCCUCUGGAGCCCCGCUUGGGGAAGAAGCUGAUUGAACCUCUUACAAACCUAAUUCACAGUACAUCUGCCAUGUCUUUGCUGUACGAGUGUGUGAACACGGUUAUUGCAGUGUUGAUUUCUUUGUCGUCUGGGAUGCCCAACCACAGUGCUAGUAUCCAGCUCUGUGUCCAGAAACUGCGAAUCCUGAUUGAAGACUCUGACCAGAACUUGAAGUACCUGGGCCUUUUGGCCAUGUCCAAAAUCCUGAAGACCCAUCCCAAGUCAGUGCAGAGCCACAAGGACCUCAUCCUGCAGUGUCUGGACGACAAGGAUGAGUCCAUCCGUCUUAGAGCUUUGGACCUACUUUACGGCAUGGUAUCCAAAAAGAACUUGAUGGAGAUUGUGAAGAAACUGAUGCUACAUGUGGACAAAGCGGAGGGAACCACGUACAGGGAUGAACUGCUCACCAAGAUCAUUGACAUCUGUAGCCAGAGCAACUACCAGUAUAUCACGAACUUUGAAUGGUACAUCAGUAUCCUAGUAGAGCUGACCCGAUUAGAGGGCACGAGGCAUGGUCACCUCAUCGCCUCUCAGAUGCUUGAUGUUGCUAUUCGGGUUAAGGCCAUCCGGGUAUUCGCUGUGGCCCAGAUGGCCACCCUGCUGGACAACGCUCACCUGUUAACUGGCAACAUGCAGAGAAAUGGCAUCUGUGAAGUUUUGUACGCGGCAGCAUGGAUCUGCGGCGAGUUCUCAGAACAUCUGGAGAACCCAUUGCAGACGCUAGAAGCCAUGCUGCGGCCAAAGGUGGCCACCUUGCCGGGCCACAUCCAGGCCGUGUACGUGCAGAACGCCGCCAAGCUGUUCGCCACUGUGCUGCAGAGUCAAAACGACAACACAGACGGUACAACUGCGCAAGAAACCAGCCAGCUGAUGAUAGACCGCCUGCCGCUUUUUGUCCAGAGCGCCAACCUGGAGGUGCAGGAGAGGGCAUCUUGCAUCCUGCAGCUGGUGAAAUACAUCCAGAAACUGCAGCAGAAGGAUGUAGAGGUCGCGGAGGAAGUGAUUGCACUGUUUGCCGGAGAACUCAACCCUGUAGCUCCCAAGGCACAGAAGAAAGUGCCUGUCCCUGAGGGUCUAGACCUGGAUGCCUGGAUCAACGAGCCUCCAUCUGAGAGCGAGUCUGAGGAUGAGCAACCCAAGGCUAUUUUUACCAAGGAGGAGCCCAAACAUUCCCGGCCCAGACACACAGAGGUGGACGAGAAGGAGCUGGCGAGGAGAAGAGAAGCCAGGAAACAAGAGCAAGCCAACAACCCCUUUUACAUCAAGGCGUCGCCAUCCUCUCAGAAGGUGUACCAGGACCCCCCUGGAGUGGAGCACAUCCCAGUCGUUCAGAUUGACCUGAGUGUGCCUCUUAAAGUGCCAGGGCUGCCUAUGUCCGACCAGUACGUGAAGCUGGAGGAGGAGCGUCGGCAGAAGGAGAGAGCCGACAAGAAAAAGAAGGAGAAGAAAAAAAAGAGAGAAAAGCGCAGUGGACGGGGGAAGAAACACGACUCUGGCCCGGAGAGCGAGGAGGACAUCACACCGGCGCACAUGGUCGACAUCGUCACAGAGGAGAUGCCAGAGAAUGCCUUACCCAGUGAUGAGGACGACAAGGAUCCUAAUGACCCUCACAAAGCCCUGGACAUCGACCUGGACAACUUGGUGGAAAUGGCUGGGCGCAGGCCUCUUGCAGACGGAGACAAGUUGCCAGUCAGGUCCCACCGCCUGACAGAAGGUCCGAAAAGCCCAGAUAGAGAUGCGGAAACCACCUCGCAGGAAGCCAAGAAGAGGAGCAGCAAAGAGAAGAAGGAGAAAAAGAAGGAUAAAGAGAGGGAUAGGAAGAAGAGCAAAGAAGAGAAAAAGAAGAAAAAACACAAGCAUGAAGAUAAGGGGGUGGAUCUUCUUGGCAAUCAGUCAGACGGGCCUGUCGUCCAAUCAGAGGGACCCAGUGAGGCGGUGGCUCCUCCCACUGCUACCACUGCUGAAGUUUCGGAUUUGGAUUUUUGGCUCUCAAAUGCUGCAGUGCCCGCUAAUGCCCAGGAAUCAAUAACGGUAGCAGCAGAAGCAGCCACAGUAAGCGAGGCAGCUUCUGGCACGGCGCCGAACUCUGAUCCCGACGAGCCCAAAGACGUGGAGACGGAGGAGUCUAAGUCAUCUAAACACAAGAAGAAGAAGCAGAGAAAGGAGAAAGAUGAGAAGGACAAGAAAAAGAAGAAGCACCACCAUCACCACCACAGUGAUGCAGCUGGAGAGGGUUCUGUGCAGAACGGCACAGUGGAGGAUGAAGAACCUCUCCCACCCAUGUCCAAUUACUGCCUCCUAGCAGAGAACUCUUACAUCAAGAUGAUGAUGGAAGAUGCCGAUCAGGUGUAUGAUAUCCAGGGGAACCUACAAGAUGGGAGCCAGGUGGUGGUGUCGGUCAUCUUCGAGAACAAGUGCGACAGCUUCCUAAAAUCCAUGGAGUUCAACGUGCUAGACUCUCUCAACUCCAAGCUGCAGAGGCCGGAGGGAGCGGGUGCGCACGACGGCCUAACCGUUCCCUUCCAGCUCCCGCCUGGGGUGUCCAAUGAAGCGCGCUUUGUGUUCACCGUGCAGAGCAUCGUGAUGCCACAAAAACUGAAGGGAACGCUCACUUUCAUUGUCAAGAAUGAAGACUCCUCAACUCAUGAGAAACUGGACUUCAAACUGCACUUUACUUGUACCUCGUACCUAAUUACCACUCCAUGCUACAGCGAUGCAUUUGCAAAGCUGUUGGAAUCUGGGGACCUGAAGGGCAGCUCUGUCAAAUUGGAAGGCAUCAACAUGCCCUUCCACCACCUUCUGGCCAGGAUCUGCUUCCAUCACCACUUCUCUGUUGUGGAGAGGGUCGACUCCUGCGCCUCCAUGUACAGCAGGUCUAUCCAGGGUCACCAUGUUUGUCUGCUCGUCAAAACCUCUGACCAGACGGUGUCCAUCGAUGCCAAAUGUGACGAGCCUGGGCUGCUUGGGAAUGUGCUGGAUGAGAUCAAGCUGACCUUCUCUCAGUGCUGAUUGUGUCCAACAUCCUCCUUCCCUUCCUCCCUCGUCACUAAAAUACAUCAUGAAAACGUUAAAAACACUGCGGCUGGCACUUCCGCCGUCGCCCUAUUUAUUCAUCUGCCCUCCUCCUCCUCUUCUGCGCCUUUUGCUUUUCUGUCGGCAACAGUCUUGAGCACACUUGAUGUUUUACAGACUCGCCAUGUACUCUCCGUCUUCUACUGCAAUGCACUUUUCCAUUUCCUCUCUACUGAGCUCCUGGAUGUCACUCUUCCUCCGCUUUCCCUCCACUGGCAAUCUGACAGUCAUGUGGCGUAACGUUGACAACUGGACUUUUGCUGUUGAUGGUUGAAUUGCGUUUUUACUGUUUUUGAACAAUUUUGUCAUUUGUGUGUAUUUUUUCUGUCUGAACGCCUGUUUGCGCCUUCUAUUUGUGUGUGUGUGUGUGUGUGUGUGUGUGUGUCUAAACAUCCGGUUGCUGUUUCGGCCUUGGAACCAUGUGACUGUCUCUUUCUGAAAAUGAAAACAGAGGGACUCAUACCCCCCUGCCUGGUCUCCUCUAACCCUAAUGCCUGAUCAGACACAGAAGCAACUUACACUACUCAUAAAAAUGAGUGCUAUUGGGCUUUCGGGCGAAAUUUUAGGAUUAACCUCAAAUGCAAUAUUACCUUUACUGGUGAACUUAAUUUGACCUUGUUUGACCUUUUGAAUGUCCCACUGAUCAAUGUUCAUAAAAUGUACCUUUUACACAAUUUGCUGUUCUCUAACAAGGAGCUCAAUGGCACAAUUCGUAACUGAAACAUUGAGCAGUUGGACGUGCAUUCAAAUGUUUCGAGUAGGUCGAAUUCAGUUUACCUGUAAAGGUUAUACAUUUUGAGAGCAGCAUAUAAGGCACGGUUCUUGUUCCAAUCACUGACACGACUCAGGAUGUACAAUCACUCCUGUCCUGCCUCCUUUUGCCCAAUGAAAGAAUCAAAGAAACUUUGUAAAAAAUAAAUAAAUGAAAAAAUAGGACCAAAAUGGAGAGACACUUGAACACACGCAUCCUCAAAUAGUGACUGUGUGUGUGUGUUGUACACUUAAAACAACGAUGCCCAAACAUUUUUACCAGUAAUCUUUUCAAACUCAUCUUAUAUUACCCUUAAAAAUAAAAAAUGGUGCAGAACAACCACCAGAAGUGCAUGUGUACAUGCACAUGCGGUGAUGACUCUCGUAACUUCUUUCACUAACUACCCAUGCUAAACUCAGCUCCUCCCUGAUGAAAUUUGUUUCUCGGUCGAGCUGUGUCACUUCGACAUAGUUCCUUGGUACCAAAAUGCCACAAGAAUGGCGCCGAAGCCCCAGCUAAUAGAAAAGUGGUAUUACAUUUCUUUUCGACAGGACUUUGCCCAUCUUUGGCUGUUCAAAAUAGAUAUUUUUUUUUUUUCAGUAAAGAACAAAAUAGGCUCAAAAUUAAAUCUGCGAUUAGCAAACAGCAUAUAGGCGAGGGAACAGUAUAGAUGCAUUUGAGAUUCCUAGGGUGCCAAUGGUCCUUAUUUGUAUCUCGAGAGGCAUUUUGUGAUUCAUCAUUACUACAGGCCACCUUAUUUUCCAAAUGUAUCACUACACAAUGAAUAGUAUUAGGCACCACAGCCUCUGUCCUCUUGUGCGCCUGAGUUGGUUUUCCAUUUAUGUCACAGCAGGCCAAACUGGUCUCAGCCUAAAUCUCUGAAGUAGCAAGCUGAAGACCACCCGUCUGUUGUGACGAUGAUGUGUGUCUGUCCACCAUUCCGAAAACUUUUUCUGACUACGUGUGGUCAGCUGUAAAUUGCAGGAAUGUCCAUAGAAAAUAUGUUUACCUGUUCCCGACAAUGACUUAUCAGUGGGGCAUCUCCCUCAAUUGAUUGUCACCUAUUUCUGAUCAUUAUGUUGUUGGAUUACAAUUUGUAUAUUGCAUGAUUUAGGAAUGUACACUUUUUAUUAACAUUUUUUUUUUCCAUGGACAUUUUCAUCCGAUUGUCAUUCUGUUUUGUCCUUUUUUCUUUGUCGUCUUUAUUUUAUUUUUUUUAAUGAAGUAUACUUGGACCAUUAUGGUUUAGUUUUUUAUGCUUUCUAAGUCUUGGGGGGUGGGGGUCGAUGAAGUUGAUUUCAAUUAUUAAAACAAGGGGCAGGGGAAGGGUGGAUUUUAAUAGAAAUCAGGAUGCUGAGGGCAUUGGGGGCUCCCAUUUAAGAACAGGUCAUGUGAUGCAGUUUACUGAGGGUCUACCCGUCUUAAUUCUUUCUCGGUUCGGCCGUAGUGUUCUUUUUAUAACAACAUAUGAUUUUGGCUCGUGACAUUGAAAGUAUAUUCUCCACACCACAGAUUUCCAAAGGUACCGUCGUCUUGUUUCUCCAUACUUUACAAUAUCAUGCGUUUCAAAAGGGGGAUGUGAAUGAUCUUCAUUCCCUGUGAAGAUUACCCUACUUAAAGUGAAAAUAAAAGCUAUAAGAUGCUA